Molecule: messenger RNA, 2427 nt
Organism: Peronospora belbahrii
Lineage: Eukaryota; Oomycota; Peronosporomycetes; Peronosporales; Peronosporaceae
Source: the annotation of a GenBank genome assembly
AUGACGAUGCCGAUACGUGAUCCAACGGUGCUGCUAACUGGACGUGAAGAGAAUUUGACAGCUAGUGUGGAACACACUACGUCUGGAUUCAUGCGUACUAAUCGAUGCAGCAGUCAUGAAUCAACCAAAUGCGUAUACGACAGCGAUCGAUUCAAACUCGUACAGAGUCGUCGGGGCUCAGCCAGUUCUGGUCACAUGCUGCCUGCCUUGGAACCGACCAGAAAAAAAGGUAUCAAUGUAGAGAUUGAGCGACCGAUUGAGUCUGUGCCACCGAUUCAGGUUGCACCAUUGAUUCUGGGCACGCAAAAGAAGAAGAAGGAGCCCACACCGCAGCCAGUCGUACCUGAUCAGAUCCUAGAGACUUAUUUGGAUGGUCAAGGUUACGUCAAGACUCGGACAUACGUCAAGGGCAAGUUCUUAGGCAAGGGAGGGUUUGCGCGCUGCUACGAGUUAAAAUGUGAACAGACAGGAAAGAUAUUUGCGGGCAAAGUGGUGGCUAAAAGCUCACUACUCAAGCUUAAGGCUAAGCAGAAAUUUACGUCGGAAAUCAAGAUCCACAAGUCACUACAUCACCCGCAAAUUGUACAGUUUGAACAUUUCUUUGAAGACUCGGACAACGCCUACAUUGUGCUGGAACUAUGUCGCAAUCAGUCCAUGUCGGACUUGAUGCGACGGAGAAAACGAUUGUCCGAGAGCGAAGUGAAGUUUUACAUGCGCCAGCUCGUGGAGGGACUGGCAUAUCUCCAUGAAAUGCUGGUAAUUCAUCGUGAUCUAAAGCUGGGAAACUUAUUCCUUACGUCAGACAUGCGACUCAAGAUUGGGGAUUUCGGCCUUGCGACUCGACUUGAUAACCCAGAAGAUCGCAAACGCACGAUGUGUGGUACCCCAAACUACAUUGCGCCUGAGAUAUUGUGCGGACAACGUGGCGACGGACACAGCUUUGAAGUUGACAUCUGGUCUACUGGUGUUGUCAUGUAUACACUUCUCGUGGGACGGCCUCCUUUCGAAACGGAUGAUGUCAAGGCCACAUAUAAGCGUAUCCGUGCCAACAAAUACGACUUCCCGGAGACAGCGCACGUUUCACGGUCGGCGCAAUCGCUUGUCCGUGGUAUCCUGCGCAGUGACCCUGGUGCACGACCAUCACUGAAGCAGAUUUUGAAGCACCCGUUUUUGGCUGAUGAGCUCGUACCGACAGCACUACCGAGAACUGCACUGCUUGUAACACCACCUUCGUGCAAAAGCCAAUCGCUCGCUAGUCGUCACAGUGAUAAUGUGCAUCUUGCAAGCUCGACUGAGGCAAUCAUUCCGCCGUCUACUGCAUCGAAACGAUAUAUAGUUAGGACGCGAGAUUUUCGUACUGACACUCAACGUGCUUCCGAUCCUGGAACAUCGCCCUCAUUGGCACAGUCUUUGCCACCUUGUUUGCGUGACGGCUACGAAAGAACAUUGAGGUUCUCAGACGCAACAAAAAGAGACUUGCCAGCUAGCAAAAGCACUGCAGCUGAGAGAUCGCCGCACACGAAGGCAGCUGAAAAUUUGGCUGCAACUCAAAACGUAUUGGAAUCAGCUUACAAGUCUCUGUCCCGAUUUUUUUUCCUGCAAGAGCACAGUCGCAGCGGAGACGAUGGCGACAAGAAGUUGAGUGAGUCAUCGCCUGCUGCUACAAUCGUUGCUGCAGCGCAAAGAUUGAAAGAGAUCCGUGCUGAGGCUGAGGCGAAUUGUCCGCUCGUUCCUGGCACUCUGUGGAUAUCUCAGUGGGUGGAUUACACAUCCAAAUACGGUAUCGGCUACAUGCUUUCAAAUGGUGAAUCGGGCGUGUACUUCAAUGACUCCACCAAAUUGAUUUUAUCAGCAGACGGCAAAGUUUUCGAGUACAUUGGGCGCCAAAGCAAUUAUGCUGCAGGUCCAGAAACUCGUGUCCGAUACAGCACAGAGAGUUUUGACCCGGUGCUCAGCAAGAAGGUGACACUGCUAGGCCACUUUAAAGGCUAUUUAGUGGACGCCCGCGCGGAGAACGACGAAGUAGAUAUACUUGAAAGUCAGCUUGCACAAUCUUUCGUGCUUUCUCGCGAAGAUGACACAGACAUUAGUGUACUCGGAAGCAGCAAUGGUAAUAAAGCAGCCCAAUCAAUGGUAUUUGUCAAGAAGUGGGUCAAGACUCGUCACGCGGUGCUGUUCCAGCUCUCCAACGGGACAAUUCAACUCAACUUCUUUGACAAGUCAAAGCUUAUGCUAUCUGCCAAUGCUCGUGUUGCGACGUACCUGAAUCGUGAUGGUAACCUGGCCGUGUUCUCCUCCUCAAAAGUUAUUCUCGCGUCAGAGCCUCCCGAUUUAGGCAAACGGUUGCGAUACGCAAAAGACAUGCUGCAACAAAUGGUGCGAACAACAGAGUACAAACAAGCAAGUAAUAGUUCAGCAGCAUCGUAG